Molecule: messenger RNA, 1167 nt
Organism: Pelecanus crispus (Dalmatian pelican)
Lineage: Eukaryota; Metazoa; Chordata; Aves; Pelecaniformes; Pelecanidae
Source: RefSeq, a predicted model, not a curated record
UCACUACACAGACAUGUUUUCCCUUCAGACUUUCAGGAUAUCCAUGUGAUGAUAUUUGUUGGAUUUGGUUUCCUGAUGACCUUUCUGAAGAAAUAUGGAUUCAGCAGUGUUGGUAUCAACAUGCUCAUUGCUGCCUUCGGUGUCCAGUGGGGAACCCUGAUGCAAGGAUUUUGGCACAUAAGAAAUGGGAAAAUUCAUGUUGAUAUCAAAAGCAUGAUAAAUGCAGACUUCAGUACAGCAACUGCUUUGAUUUCAUUUGGAGCAGUCCUGGGGAAAACAAGUCCUGUUCAGAUGCUGAUCUUGACAAUUCUGGAGAUCACAAUCUUUGCAUGCAAUGAACAUCUAGUUACAGAAAUAUUUCAGGCCACAGAUGUUGGAGCCUCAAUGACCAUCCAUGCUUUUGGGACUUAUUUUGGUUUGGCCGUAGCUCUAGUCUUGUAUCGUCCUGGUUUGAAAAACAAACAUGAAAAUGAAGAAUCAACCUAUCAUUCAGAUAUAUUUGCCAUGAUUGGUACUCUGUUCCUUUGGGUUUGUUGGCCCAGUUGUAACUCUGCCAUGGCAUCUGAACGGACUAAAGCAAUUGUCAACACUUACUAUUCGUUGGCUGCAUGUACUGUCGUAACAUUUGCCCUCUCCAGCCUGGUGGAUCAAAAAGGCAAAUUCAGUAUGGGUCUCAUCCAAAAUGCCACCCUGGCAGGAGGAGUAGCAGUGGGUACCUGUGCUGACCUGUCAAUCCACCCUUUUGCUGCCAUGUGCAUUGGGAGCGUUGCUGGAAUCAUCUCUGUCCUUGGGUUCCAAUUCCUGAGUCCUUUGUUGGCAUCCAAGCUGAAGAUUCAAGACACUUGUGGAGUUCAUAAUUUACAUGGUUUACCUGGAGUACUGGGAGGUAUCGCUAGCAUCGUAGUAACUGCAAUAAACGAGGAAACUAAGGCAAGUGUCCUUUUUACUCCUGGCAGGCAGGCUGCUGCCCUGGGCAGUACAAUUGGAAUUGCACUGGCAGGCGGAGCAUUGACAGGUGGUAUUCUAAAGCUGCCCUUCUUGGGACAAGCAUCUGACCAGAACUGCUUUGAUGACUCUGUUUAUUGGGAGGUUCCAGAAGAGAAGAAACCACAUGAAAUUCACUCCAACAACUAUGAUGAGCAGAGCAGAGCUGAAGCCACCAUGUAG